AUGUCUCGAGCCCUCCUCGGUCGUGUAAAAAAGUCGAGACAUGGUGUCUCGCACCAUACAUGCCUCCAUCGUUUGGACAAGGCGGACGUUAUGAUCGCGAGUUUAAUGGGAGUAAAAGAGAGAAUAUGGUGGAGGAUCACGUCUGGCAUAGAGCUGAUCAAAUCAACACCUCGGAUUGGAGAAGCCAUUGAUGCUCGUUGGAUUUCGUGGUGGCUAGGGUUUCUAGGACGCUUUCCUUGUCCUAUUGGCUAUUCUACAGUUACAGUUGUAUUUAGCUUUAGGGUGUGA
Microthlaspi erraticum is the source of this 288-nucleotide messenger RNA. The record is from the annotation of a GenBank genome assembly. NCBI's taxonomy places the organism in Eukaryota, Viridiplantae, Streptophyta, Magnoliopsida, Brassicales, Brassicaceae.